CGGUCGGUAAUUCCUGUUUGCUUUGCAGGAGAGUUGACGUCCAUAUUUACAUUGAUAAUUGCUUCUAACCUGAAAAAUAAUAUUCUUUUGCUGUAUAAAGUGUAUUUGGAAAAUUAACAUUCGUCACUUUUAAGGAUAAGUUAAAGAACAUUUUAAAAAUGCAGGACCCAAGUGACGAUUAUUCUAGAAGGUUGUACGUUCGUGUACCGUUUACUAUAAAAAAUGAUAAUCAAAUAAAAGAACUCUUUUUGGGAGAUGUAAAAGUCAAGCUUCCUAGACAGUCUGCUAGAUUUUGCCAUGUUGUAUUUCCUGAUAUCGACCAGACAAUAAAGAAUUUGAAAAUGAUUAAAAAGAAGACACUGAAUGGGAAACAUAUAAUUGCUUAUAUCCCCAAACCGAGGCCUGUCGAUGAGAGAAAAGAAAGGAACAAGAAGCGUAGGAAGGUUACUGUUCCUGUACCAAAACCUGAACCUAAAGCUACUCGAUCAUUGUUCAUCUCGAAUAUAAAACCCGGCACAAAGAUGCAUGAGAUCAAGGAAGCAUUCACUGGUUGCUUAGCAGUUAAAUUUCUAAAAAUGAAUGCAUCAAAGUUAAUGAGUGCCAUCAUUAAAAUGGAGGACUUUCAAGUAGCCGCACAAUAUAUAAAGAAGGAACGUGAAUGGCCAAUUGUGAAUGGCAAUAAAUUAUAUGUACAUGCUGAUACAAGAAAGCGUAAAAAGUCUAAUAUAAAACAAGAUAAGCCCUUCAAGAUAUACAAUAGCAAACCUGAGAGUCCAAUGAAAAACAAUUUGAAUGAAAGCACAACCGAUGAAACCGAGGAAGAAGAAAAUAGUGGGACUGAGUCAGAAUCAAGUUUGGAAGAAUGACAUUAGACCUAUUUAGACAAUUAGAUUAUCUUAAAAAUAAUUUUAUAUUUAUAAAU
This is a messenger RNA of Cephus cinctus (wheat stem sawfly), 922 nucleotides long. RefSeq lists its product as uncharacterized. The record is from RefSeq and is a predicted model, not a curated record. Bases 159 to 866 code for a protein of 235 amino acids. The transcript is spliced from 4 exons. Gene Ontology annotation, molecular function: nucleic acid binding. NCBI's taxonomy places the organism in Eukaryota, Metazoa, Arthropoda, Insecta, Hymenoptera, Cephidae.